CAAAGUCAACACCUUGAAGAGUGCCGCCACCUCCUCUCUUCCCUCUCAGAAUCAAUCCCUGCUGUACGCUCUUUCCUAGGCCGAUGGGCCGCCGUCUCCGCCACGCUCGGUCGCCUUCGCCCCGCCGUCGACGAAAUCGCCGGUCUCCCAGCCAACGAACUCUCUGACGACCUCCUCUGCUUCCUCUCCCAAACGCUCGCCCUCACCCUUUCUAUCUCCAACCAGUGCCGCAACCCCGACCCACCCGCCGGCCGACUCCAAACUCAGAGCGAGCUCGCAGCCGCCGCAGCUUCUCUCGACCAUCUCGCCGCAGACGCCGACUUUCUUCUCCGCUCCAGCGCCCUCCUCGAUCCCUUAUCACCUCCUUCCUCCUCCUCCCGCCGUGAAACCUUGCGCGCCGAAGCCCAAUCGGUUAUCAUUCGUUUACAGAUCGGAACCGUGGCGUCACGGAUCUCGGCGCUCGAUUCGCUGAUGUCAAUUCUCAAUGGAGACGACAAGAACGUGCUUAUUGCCGCCGCGCAGGGUUUGGUUCCUGCGCUCGUUCGCCUCCUCGAUUUC
Messenger RNA from Dendrobium catenatum, 558 nucleotides. RefSeq lists its product as uncharacterized. The transcript has a single exon. The annotation marks the transcript as partial. The record is from RefSeq and is a predicted model, not a curated record. NCBI's taxonomy places the organism in Eukaryota, Viridiplantae, Streptophyta, Magnoliopsida, Asparagales, Orchidaceae.